AUACCAUCGCCGUCUCCGGCAGCAAGCACACCACGCAUUACAUUACCGCAAAAACAGCGUCAGCGCGAACAAGAGAAGCGCAGGACAAGAAGCUAGCAGCAGCAGCAGCAGCAGCACACAGGCGGCGACCAAGACGAAAUGGGCCUGUGUGUGUCGUACGACGCGGCGGCCGACGGCCCGGCAACCGCGAGGGUGGUGCUCCCCAGCGGCGAGCUCAGGGAGUACUCGCCGCCCGCAACAGCCGCGCUGGCGCUGGAGGAGGUGGCCCAUCAGGGGUGGUUCCUGUGCGACGCCGACAGGAUGGGGUUCGCGGGCUCCGUCGCGGCGAUGGCCGCCGGUGAGCAGCUCCAGCCGGGGCAGAUCUACUUCGUGCUCCCCGCAGAGAUGCUGCGACGCUGCCUCACCGGCGAGGAGGUGGCCUCGCUUGCCGUCAAGGCCAGCGCCGCCCUCGUUAAGGCCGCCACCGCCUCGUCUGCCGGCGGCCGGCGCCGGCGGGGCUCGGUGACGCCGCUCGUGUUUGCACCAUCCGAGGAGGACUACUCGAACGAAACCUUGGCGAAAUUUCCAGUGAAGCCGGCGGUGCCGCAGAAGCGGAGGGUGGCCUACCGAGGCGGGAGGUCGCCGCCGCGGUUCUCGCCCGACUUAACCGCCAUUUUGGAGAGCGAGUAGAGGUGCAGGGCACACGAGACUGACAGUAAAAAAAGGGCGCAUUUUUGCACAUAGCCCUGCGCCGAGUAGCCGCGAGAGGUGCGUGGUUUCGGCCGCUGAUGUUAGAUCGGACGGCGGAGAUUGACGCGGCAAAUGAUUGUCAAGUUGGGUGGUAGAAGCAGUCGCGUUUCACUGUUUUGGGCGUUGUUAAUUUAGACGUCAGAGAAACAGGAGGGAAUGCACAUACAGACAUGUAAAUGUGAAUACUGUAUAAAUGCUUA
Molecule: messenger RNA, 929 nt
Organism: Triticum aestivum (bread wheat)
Lineage: Eukaryota; Viridiplantae; Streptophyta; Magnoliopsida; Poales; Poaceae
Exons: 1
Coding region: 139-669 (176 amino acids)
Source: RefSeq, a predicted model, not a curated record